Messenger RNA from Rhagoletis pomonella (apple maggot), 792 nucleotides. RefSeq lists its product as uncharacterized. NCBI's taxonomy places the organism in Eukaryota, Metazoa, Arthropoda, Insecta, Diptera, Tephritidae. The record is from RefSeq and is a predicted model, not a curated record. The coding region runs from base 1 to 792 and encodes 263 amino acids. The transcript has 2 exons.
AUGCUAACUGCGUGCAAAGAUGAAUUACCCAAUGCACAUAGAAACUGCAUCCACGAAAUCCUGAAUGCGCUUGUUUGUCACGACAAUGAUUUGCGGCGCAUCAAUAUCGAGUUACGCGAGUUACAGUAUGAAUAUAAGAACGAAAUGAAUAAACUGCAUUUUGGUCCUACGAAACGAAAUAAGGCAGAGUGCAAAGGAUCUGAAGAGAUUGUCAACUUUACUCGAAAAAUUACCACAAUUCAUGAUCUAAACCAAUGCUUUUCAAAGAAAAGCGAAGCGCUCAAGAAAAAUCGUGAAGAAAUUAUUAAUGCUGCGCGCCAAUGCAUUUUGGCAUUAAAUUCCGAAAAAUGCAAAUUCAAGCAAUUUCAUGAGAAGACUGUUGAUUACUUAAAACGAUAUGCCAUCAAAUCUGAUGAUCCAACUGUCAUACAAAAUUGCGAAAAAGAUAUUUGUGAAAUGCAUAAAUUAUUCGUUAAAGAAGUUGCGUUUAUAAAAAAAUGUGAAACAGACUUGGAAUCCUUUUUUCAGCUAUGCAAUUUGCAAGACAUGGAUGUUUGUUGUUGUUUUAAGGAUUAUGAUUGGAUACCGACAGGCAAAACGCUUGACGUGGUUGAUGACCUCGCCAAUGAAAUAAAGUGUCUAAUGGGUACAACAAUCAGCAAGGCCUUUGCACAAUUUCAUAUUCGGCAGGCUCCAGAUAUUAAAUCUUUUCUGGCAGCAUACCUUAUGAAUUUAGAACACAACGAAGAAGUGCUUAGAGAAAAACUAAAUAUUUUUAGCAGUUUGACCUAG